UAACAUUUAUCUUUAAGCAGAAUUUAUGUUAUGCAGUAUAAAGGUGCUCGAGGCUUCAAAUCGAUGAAAAUUUAAAAUUUUAAAAUUUUUUUAAAACAAAAAUGAACUUGUAUACUACGUGGAUAUGUAUUUUUUUCAUUAUUUGUCAAUAUUCUCUACCAGUUUAUUCGCAACCAGAGAAUCUGAAUCGCAGGUACAUACCUUCUGCAAUUAAUAUAAAUACCAAAAAUUUGAAGAAAUGUGCUGCUAGUGCAAUAUCAAGUCCAUUAUUUGUAACUGCAGUAGCGACUGCUGGAUCACUUGUGGUCAAUACAGGAUAUUCUGUUCAAACCACAAACCAAAUAAAAGAAGGUGCCAAUGCCACUGGGGGUGUUUUAGGAGAAGAUGGUUACAGUUUAGUCAACUUCUUGUAUUAUUGGGCUGGUAAUAAUUCUAAAGGAAUCACUGGAACUACAAUCGAUGGCAAAGGUUUCCCCUACGAAGCCAGAUUAUUCAACAAAAAUAAUAAAUAUGCUACAUUGGAAGAAGCUGUGGAACACAAGGAUGGUAUUUUCGAUUUUGUGUUCCUUUUCAAUAUCUGCUCGACUACGAAUUUAGUAUUCGAGAAGCUCAGUAAAAUAAUUCAGAGAGUGGCCAGAGCUGGAUCCUUUACACCUGCUUUUGUUGGAACUCAAAUCAUAUCUAUAGAUUUCAUACCUUUGAACUCACCUUAUUAUUCGUAUCGUGGCACGAUUCGAGAUGUUGACACAGGAAAGACUUACAAAUGUUCAACCGUCGUCGUUAUCAAACCUAAUCCUGGAUAUUGCAUUACUCAAAAACAGUUCGACGAGACAUUCGGUCCAUUGAAGAAUUUCCAAGGCAAGUCUUUUUCCAACACCUUGCCCCGUGAUCCUUCUCCAGGAAAAGUUUCGCUGUGCAAAGUUGUCACACAAAAAAUUUAUGUUUGACCUGUCUGUGAGACUUUUUUCAUCAUUCCAGCAGUUCUCAGCUGAAGUGAAACAUGAAUUGGCAAUAAACUCGACUUUUUGC
This is a messenger RNA of Planococcus citri (citrus mealybug), 1029 nucleotides long. Its product is annotated as carbonic anhydrase 2-like. The transcript has 5 exons. Lineage: Eukaryota; Metazoa; Arthropoda; Insecta; Hemiptera; Pseudococcidae. The record is from RefSeq and is a predicted model, not a curated record. The coding region runs from base 102 to 947 and encodes 281 amino acids.